Galdieria sulphuraria is the source of this 1236-nucleotide messenger RNA. RefSeq names its product F-box protein isoform 2. The record is from RefSeq and is a predicted model, not a curated record. The transcript has 7 exons. Gene Ontology annotation, molecular function: protein binding. Gene Ontology annotation, cellular component: SCF ubiquitin ligase complex. Gene Ontology annotation, biological process: SCF-dependent proteasomal ubiquitin-dependent protein catabolic process. Bases 47 to 1006 code for a protein of 319 amino acids. Lineage: Eukaryota; Rhodophyta; Bangiophyceae; Galdieriales; Galdieriaceae.
UUCAGAGGGUGCAAUUCAAUCCUUGUCAUUUUCAGUGAGCAUUCUGAUGGUGGAUUAUGAACCGAGAGUCGUUAAGUUUCACAUAUGUGACAGACCAUGGCUAAGUCUUUAUAACAGAAAUUUGAUAUUGAAGACAAAGGCAACAGAUGAAGGGGAAGCCACUUCAGUAUUCAAUGGUCCAUCUGGCGACUGUCUUAGUGAUGACGUUAUGUAUCAAAUAUUUGCACGUCUUUCGCCUUCUGAUCUAGCAGCAUGUUCAAGAGUUUGUCGUCGUUGGAAUUCGUUGUCUUUUGACCCAGCACACUGGAAGCGAAUCUGUAUGGAAACCUGGCCUUCAGGUGGCAACGUGGAAACUAUGAAGAGUGUUGUGUCUUAUGGUAUCUAUAGUGUUGUUUCUUAUAUUGUUCGUUUAUUUCGAGUGACUAUCACAGGAGGCUCCUGGAGACGCAUGUUUUUGGAACGUCCACACCUUAGGUUUGAUGGAGUUUACAUUUCAAGGCAUCAAUACAUUCGAAUGGGACUAACUGAAGGAAAAUAUAAGCAACCAGUUUUUCUGGUAACCUAUUUUCGGUUCUUACGAUUUUAUCCAGAUGGUAUAUGCAUAGUGUUAACAAGUGCAGAAAAGCCUACGUCAGCUGUGAAGCGUCUAAGAAGAAAUUGGUCUCCCUCAGCAAACGAACGCGAUAAAGCGACACCUUGUUUAGGUAGUUAUGAGUUCAACGAGAAAACGAAACAAGUUACUGUCAUAAGUUCUGUGAAACAACCAAAAUAUCCUGAAAUGCGAGAUGCGACUGUUGUUUAUUCAUUGAAACUCUCAUCAACCUGUCGCGGUGCAAAUGAUCGUUUAUAUGUUGAGAGUCACUUUUCUAUACAUGAAGGCUCAGACUGUCCAGUAUUCCACUCAAAAGACAAACAAGUGAAAUACUAUUCUUUCAUUGCAUUUCGCUGUUUCCAUGAACGAUGUGCACGACUUUUUCAUGAGGAAGACUACAUCAAGGCUAACUGAGUUGAGAUGCUUUCAGAAUUGAGAAAUGCUCAAACACGAAUGAAUGAAUGAAUGAAUGAAUGAUUGGAACUUUGUUGAGAAACUUGGAGAUUUGUUUAUUCCAAUUUGUAGAUUGCAAUUCUAUCUCGAAGGGGUCGUCCUUUUCCAUAUUUUUGGGUCAAUUUGGCAGAAACUUAAUUGGUUAUUCCUCAGUAUAUUCCAUUCUUGUAAAUACGUGGUUCCUCGACUGU